Messenger RNA from Formica exsecta, 943 nucleotides. RefSeq names its product ankyrin repeat domain-containing protein 13C-like. Gene Ontology annotation, molecular function: protein binding. The transcript has 3 exons. The record is from RefSeq and is a predicted model, not a curated record. NCBI's taxonomy places the organism in Eukaryota, Metazoa, Arthropoda, Insecta, Hymenoptera, Formicidae. Gene Ontology annotation, cellular component: cytoplasm. The coding region runs from base 680 to 943 and encodes 87 amino acids.
CAAUGUCGCUAUCUCUCUCGAAUGGCAUUUAAUAUAUGUACACAAUUCAGCGGUAAACAUGCUCGUUCAAUCUUCAAUCGUACUAAUUUACGAACAUACUUCUUGAGACAAUUAGCAGUGAUUAACAGCAUACCGAUGAUAGUGCACACUUGCGUAAAAACAAAUACAAGUUUCAUGGUAAAUCGCAGCAAAAAUCCCAUAUCAUCCACCGUCUAUUGUCCAUUCCUGCAAAUUAGCAUUGCCUUGCCUUGAGUAAGGUUAACGUCUCAUAGCGAGAGCAGUCGGGUCUCGGCACACAUAUAUAUGUACAUGCAUACGUACAUACAUAUACGCGUAUGGAUUUUGGGCAAGUGUGCGGAUGCAAUGGUGAAUAAUAAGAGUUCCGCAGAAAUUCACUUUUGAGUGAUAAAACGACGUUAUUUAACACCAGAGAAGGUCAAUAGAGGUGUAUAAAGUUUAAGUAAGAGAGAGAGUUGCGAGAGUUAUGUAAGUAUCGUGUAACAACACUGAGUCGCAAAUUUGACAGAAAAUGAAACAUGUGCUCUGAUGUUUAUAACAUCACGUCAAUAUGAUGAUUUAUGAUGAUACGCUUUAACGUCACACGUGGAACGUGUUGCGAUGUAAAACGCCGCGCCUUGCGUUUAACUCGCCUACCGUUGUAACGCAUGACAGAUCUCAAAUGCCGAUGAUCAUGGCGCAGGAGGAAGGUGAGAAGUACCCGAUUCACAGAUGUAUAUUUCAAGGCAGCAUCAAGACACUGAGUUCCUUAAUUAGAACACACGAUAUUGCUGAAAAGGAUAAACAAGGGAACACACCUUUGCAUUUAGCUGUGAUGUUAGGAAGGAAAGAAUGUGUUCAAUUAUUGCUUGCACAUGGUGCACCCGUAAAAGUGAAGAAUCUAGCUGGCUGGAGUCCACUGGCUGAAGCAAUCAGUUACGGAUAA